AUGGAAACUGUGAUUCUACCUAGAUUCCACGAAACUGAAAUGCCACAACCGUAUUCUAAUGCAUUCGUGUUCACUCAGUUUGACAAGGCCAUUUUUGGCAUGGACACUAUUCUUGAUUUAUUCCGUCCGUUUGUCAUAUCUGAUUUGGGGCCGCUGAUGGCGCACCGUUAUAAUGACGUGAACGAGACAUAUUGGUUGAUCGUACAAGAACUGAGGCACGUAGCAAUGAGCCUUAUUGAAAAGAAAAGUUUUGUGACGCACUGA
This is a messenger RNA of Arctia plantaginis, 264 nucleotides long. The record is from the annotation of a GenBank genome assembly. NCBI's taxonomy places the organism in Eukaryota, Metazoa, Arthropoda, Insecta, Lepidoptera, Erebidae.